Messenger RNA from Pecten maximus, 15159 nucleotides. Its product is annotated as calmodulin-regulated spectrin-associated protein 1-like. Gene Ontology annotation, biological process: negative regulation of microtubule depolymerization; neuron projection development; cytoplasmic microtubule organization. Gene Ontology annotation, molecular function: microtubule minus-end binding; calmodulin binding; spectrin binding. The record is from RefSeq and is a predicted model, not a curated record. Lineage: Eukaryota; Metazoa; Mollusca; Bivalvia; Pectinida; Pectinidae. Gene Ontology annotation, cellular component: microtubule minus-end.
UGUCAGAUGAGAAACAUGCAGCCUAGUCAGGAAAAUGACUGACAAAGGUUUAUACGUGUUGAAAGAAAGACAUAAUUGUUAAACAGAAACGAAAUAACUUUACUGGCACAACAUGUCGUCCUAAUUGUGUAGCAUUGUUGUCAUGUGCUGUCUCAGAACAGUGCAUGCAGUGAAGGAGUGAUGUUUGUCAUCUCGUCUCUGAAUCUCAUAAACAUAAUUUUCCAUCGACAUCAAAACGGACUCUUUUAAUUAGUCUGUUCCAAACAUCUCGUCAUAAUGGAGACAGCAUCUACAGACAGUUCCGGGGGAAUAGACAAUGGUGUCAUUGAGAUUAUCCCGAUGGAUGAAUACGACUCGCAGAAGGCAAAGCUACGUUGUUCCAUCCAGUGGAUCCUAAAUAAGGCUUACAAGGAUAGCAGGCCAAAGGAAUUCCAAGAUCCCUUCUACUCCACACCAGAGGGAUCAAUUCAUGUGAAGCCCCGCCUUGCUAACCUGAUGACGACAAGUGAACUGUACUGUCGAGCCUGCUCCAACAUGUUUGGUGAUUCUACUUCACAAUGGAAAGGACACUGGAGUAUAAUACAAGUAUUAAGUAGGAAGGGAAUCUAUGUCGGGGAGAACGACGACACUGAAGUUACAGAAACUAUUCUGAUGAAAAAUGCUCCAUUCCAGAUAAAUGCUCACUUGUCCCUCAUAGACGCUCUGAUGAUGGCAUACAUCAGUGAAGUGGUCAGUGUGGAGCGUGUUGUACAAGCUGUCCGGAAAUAUACAACCUUUAAUGCCUCCAGUGAACUCCCCAAUGAUGUGUAUGAUGGUUUGGUGUUUUGGACGAACAAGAUUUGCUUGUCUGUACAGCUCAUCCUCGACAAAAAGGUCAAAGGUCAGGCCGACCAGAUUAUCCAGGGCGAGUCUCAACAGAAGGUGAGAAUCGUGAGCAGGUCGACACCACGAGAGUCUGUGACAGUCCCUGUACUGGAGGACUUCCUUAGUGAUGUGGGAGACGGAUGCUCUCUAGCCACACUCAUCAGCUUCUACUGUCCAACAGCCCUCAAGUUUGAUGAUAUUUGUUUGAAGUCCAGCAUAGGUAUAGCCGACUCCCUAUACAACCUACAACUAGUGAAGACUUUCUGUGAUAACCACGUUCCGGGCCAGUGUUUUCUGCUGACAUAUGAAGACUUCCUGUACACCGGCGACCGCCUCCGACAGAACCUGUAUGUGAUGCUAGCUGAGUUGUUCUACUGGCUAGAAGUUCAAACGCUAGACUGUGUGGCCAAAUGUCCCGGGGACUCGCUCAGAGGUGAAGUGCCCAGACCUGCCACAGCCAAACUGUUGAGUAGUACUGCUAUAGCCAAUCUCCCCAUCAGUAAUGUCACUAAACAGAGUUUCCAGAAGUCACCGUCUGAUGACAUGGCUAUGACUCCGGGGCCGGGAGUCGCUGUUCCUCCACGGCAGCCCUUACUCCACAAACGACUACAACAGCAGCCUCAUUAUGGCAGCGGUCCAAUAGAGACCGACGUCACACAUGAUGCUCAGUCUAAACAGGAGCCAAAACCAGCACGGCGUUCCCAGUCACUGAGUGGACAGGAGGAAAGAGACACCAUCCAUCAUUCUGUAAUGGCCUGGCAGGACACACAGCAGUCAGUAAGUGACCCUCGACGUCAAAGCCAGCAAAGUACUGGAACCAACAGUCUUCUGGCUAAUGUCAGUAUAGACAGUGAUCUCAACGACAGUUUCUCUGACGACCGCCUCAGUAUGGAUCUAGGCGACCUCAGUGAGAGCAACACACCCCCUCCUACAUUGUCUCAGUCUCAUGAUCUGUCUUCUUCAGCUUCAAAUUUACGAAACCCAGAACACCCAGACUACAUGGAGCUUCAAAGUGUAACGUCUGGAGCCACAACGCUCCGGACAUCCCAGCCUGGGGAUGUGAAUAUAGCAAACGAUGUGCUCCGUUCUAGUGAACGAUCUGGUGAAGCAUCUUAUGAGUCUACUGGCCGAGUUGACCAAGCAGGGUCUGCCAAUCAUUUGGAGCCUCUACUUCCAGCAAAAUUAAGGCCAGCAAAGGAAAAAUCUAAUCAUCAUAGCAAGGAAAUGGAGAGAGGGGAUAGAGAACGUCGAAAACCAACGACACCACCUAAAGGCAACGCACAGACAAGGAGUAGUCUGACUUCUAGUUUUAUAAGUGAUAGUAGUGACAGUUCUUUACGUGAUGUUGUCACUCCGUUAUCUGAAAGUCAGAUAUCUGAUUGUGGUGAGUCUCCGCGUAUCCCUCCAUCCACACAACAACAAAAUUACGCUGCCUUUACUGUACAACCUGACCAGCCUCAGUCGGGACGGCUGUCAGAACAGCCACGGGGAGAUUCAAGGUCAGAGUUUGUGAAAACCAGCUACACGAUAUCUGAUCAAACAUAUACACCAGAAAUGGCUCGUGCAGCCGGAAUACCAGUGGUCAGUGAUAGCAACAGUAAUUCCAUUCUUCAGCGGUGGGGUUCACGAGAAGGCAGUAUUGCCAGUAGUCGAAGCUCGGGUGAUUAUUCCGAUCAUGAAUCCCACAAAAUUCAUUGGGAUCAUAAGGACAGGGAGUCGUCUGAAUCUCGUGCUCCAAAGAAAAUGACAACAUUGACCAAAUCUUCUGGAACGGACAAAUUCAGUUGCAAAACAAACCCUUUUGUGAUAAAAACUCAUACACCUCCUGUGGGAGAUCAAAAGCUGAGUAACACCACAAGUUUUGCAGAGAUUAAACGCAUGAAACAGAAUGUCGGUCAAAUGGACAACUCAGGAUUUGUGUAUAUGAUCAAAGGUCAGGAACCUGUGGAGACCAAGAAAUCGUCACUGCACAAUAGUGCCCAGAGGCCAGACAGGGCUAGACCAGAAAAGAAGACGACAUUUGCUGCUCUUCCAAAUCAGAUGACGUGGCAGCAAACAUCACAACAAUCAGAACCAGUAUCUGCUGCAAGCGAUCGCAGUCAUGUUGAAAACGGUGAAGCAGUAGGGGCAGGAGGGACGGACAUGCUUCAGAUUCGUCUGAAACUGGAAGAAAAACGUAAAAUGAUUGAAAGAAAGAAACAUCGCAUGGAAGCUCAGCAUCAAAAGAUGCGUCAGAGAAUGGGAAAAACUGCAUUCUUACAAGUGAUUCAAAAGCCAAAUGCUGAUAAACCGGAGGAUGUUGUGAAUGGCCGCAUUCCUGAAGUGGAAGGAGUAGGUAACUACAGUAGUCGAACACUUCCAAGGUCAGCCUUUAGUUCAACAGUGGACACUGGUCGUCCAAGGUCACUGGAUCGUGAAACAAGAUCGCUUGAUCGUGACAUUCCUGGAACUAGAACGGUACAACUUGAUCAUCAUGGUCAAGGAGAUGUUUCAAGUGAGCGUGGCCAACAACGCCCAUUUUCCCGUGAGGGUAUUCAACAGACAAUUGAAAAUGUGCGAAAAAAAUGGUUUAGAGACGACGAUGUUCUGAUUCCAUCAUCGUCAGAGACAGAGAUUGAACAUAUAACAGACACCCAAUCAAGACGGAUACCUGCACCGAGUCCCCAUCAUAGGAUGUCGCUGUCAGAUGAGAGGAUGUCCCAAAGCCCUCCCCAAAGGAUGGUUGUAUCUGAAAGUCCUCCACAGAGAGUAGUAGCAUCAGAAAGCCCUCCACGUCCAAUAGAGGGAAGGCGAUCUCAAGAAGGCAGUGCCAAAAAGGAGGAUCCAAAACAAUACAACAGAUCACUUGACAAAUUAAAUCAAAGCCUGGUUGAUCUUCAGGGAGAAAUCAGCCGUCUCAAUUUACAGCAAGAUCAACUUAAGUCCAUGAAAAUGAAUGCUGCAACAGCUGGGUCUGUUCAUGAGCGGACACGUGAACGAUCGUCAGAAUCUCCUCAUAGAGAGCCAAGUGAGCGGACUGCCACACCCCCCAGACAUCAGCCAGAGAUGAAACCUGCCAGUGGACAUACGGUUAAGUCUGAUGUUGAUGGAGCUAUGCAGACACCAGAGAGAUCUGCCCAAGGUAGUACACAGCAUCCUUCAACUCUACAGCAUCAAGGCUAUCCGGCUUCCGCACCACACAGUUCCGAGGCAGUGCUGCCUACGCCAGAACGGCUCAAUAAGGCAGAGAGUGAGUACGGCCAACAUCCAACGUCUCUACAACAGAUGCCCAGCUACCAGCAGCAUCAACAUGGUGGGCUGCCUAUGGGGGUCUACACUUGCCAGAAUCAGUAUGUGAACAUGCCUCAAACUCCUGUGAUGUACUCUGGAUACCACACCCAGCCAGCCCCGCCCUACCCACCGCCACAGCAGUUCCCUCCCACACCUCCCCAUGGUUACCCGCCAUCCCCAGCAUUCCCCCAACAGUUUCCUCAACACAUACCUCCCGGGUCUCAGUUCGGUGUACCUAGUGUAUCUUCUCCUCACUAUGGCAUUGGCAUGCAGCCCUUCCAACCUCCCCCGCCAAUAGCAUCAACGUACACUGUGCCCUCCUAUCCUGGGUACACCAGUAAUGCUAACACCAUACAGAGUAGUGUACCUAGUCACGUUGGGGCCCAGCCAUAUAACCCGACAUCUGUUGCUAACAUUCCAUCUAACAACACAGCUGGUAUCACUGAUGGCCCAGCCCUACUUUCGGACAAUACACCAUCGUCUGGCAAUCCAAACUUGUCCAGAACAGAACAAACACCGCAUUCUCAGUCAGAUUAUCAGCCAAAUGUGGGUGAAAUCAAACCCCAGGAUGAUCACUCGGACGACAGUGGUAGUGUGAACUCUAUGGGACAAAAUGGUGGGUUCUUUGUGUCGUUUGGUGACGGAUCACCAAAGAGAACCAAACCUGCUUUAAAAAAGGAGCGUGGUCGAAAGGACCAACAGCUUCCGCUAACAAAUCAGGACAGUGUGCCAUCUAGUCAGGCCUCCUUAGCUCCACCUGGUGGCCAAACACGUGAUCGUAGUUCAGUGUCGCCUCAGCGUGCCAAAUGGGACAUUCCAUCAACAUCAGCUAACCAGAAUGUAUCGCAGCCAGGGAUAGGUGGACCAGCCAAUGUCCAGCCGGUAGUUCCGACAGAGCCACCUAUUGGAUUUGAAAUUGAACCAGAAAAAGAUUUUCAGGAACAGAUUACUGAUGAUGAAAUGCUGAAGAGAAAAGAAAAACUGAUUCAGAUGCAAAUCAAACGUAAAGAAGAUCAAGAACGCAAGCGAUCCUACAAAGAGAUAGAACUGGCCCGCAAGAAAGAGCAGGAAAGGUUAAAACAGGAAGAGGCCGAGAGGAAGAAACAGGAAGAAAAAGCCAGGCGAGAACUGAUCUUCCGUCAGUACCAGGAUAAGAAACGCCAAGAGCAAGAAGAAGGUGACGAAUACGACCGUCCAGCCCCACGAGCCCGAGAAAAAUCUACUACGAAACCAAGACCGAAGUCCAUGCACGUAGCCAAAACAAAUAUUCAGUCUGGGUCAGAUGAAGGUUUGCACUCUAAUAGCUCACAAGAGGAUCUCUCUGCUCAAGCUUUCACUAUUAGUCCUGGUCAUUCAGGAUCUUCGCGGGGUUAUAGACGUACGCAUGGUUUAGCGCCACCCAGGGGCAAAAUGCGGAAGGCAGUGUCCUGUAACACCUUAAUGACAAGCUCAGCUGAUGGUAAAUCUCUGGCGUAUGGUGGAGUUACUCAUCGCAGACCGGCAAGUCCAGAUUUGUACAACAGAGGUCGCCGGUCUAAGGCCAACACUGAGAGUAGUGAUACAGGCUCUAACACUGGUUCGAAUGCAGGCUCGGACUACGCAGGGCCCAAGCUGUUUGUAAAGCCGAGCUCCAAGUCCAACCGACACAUCAUUAUCAACGCCAUCAGCCAUUGUUGUUUGGCCGGCAGUGUCAAUUCAGAACUGAAGGCCAAGGUUCUAGAGGAGAUGGCCAAGUCCGAUGCUAAACAUUUCAUCAUCUUGUUCCGCGAUCACAGCUGUCAGUAUCGGAGUGUAUAUGAGUACUACCCGGAGACUGAGGACAUCUACAAGAUUCAUGGGAUAGGACCCAAACAGAUCACCAACAAAAUGAUUGAGAAGUUUUACAAGUACAAUUCUGGUUCAAAGGGAUUUUCAGUGAUUUCUUCCACAAAACAUAUAUCUGUGUCUAUAGACGCUGUCGCUAUACAAAGUGCUUUAUGGAAGUUUGGGAAGGCUGCGACGAAAAAGUGAAAACAACAUAUUCUUUAAACUUUUUAAUUAUCAGAUGACAAGCAUUACUUGUGGCAGGCUUUUGACUGUAGAAUCUCUCACUUAGAGAACUUGUGGGAUUUGUUGCUGAUUUUUGUGUUCAUCACUAUAAGUAUUCAGACUAUACAACGGUCUACCUUACACAGACAAGACUAUUGUGUAUAUACUCUUCUGGAAUGCAGGAAUGGAAUUGACGGUUAACACUUCUGGGAAUAUUCUCUAUGGAUGCGAUAUUUUGAUCAAUCUAGGACAGUUUAAGCUGAUAAUCUUUUGGAACAUGCCUGGAAGUUUUUAAGAGUCUUCGAUAUAUAAUUGAUUAAUAUUUCAAUAUUUAAGUUUGAAAUGGAAUAUUAGAUAUUUUACAAUAUGUCUCUAGAUACGUAUACAAAGCAGUAAUUCCAGUGGAUGUCGUGUACUCUCUACUGACUGGUACCCAAGUAAAACUUUUCUAUGUAAUGUUACACUGAACUCUGAAAUUUUCUAACUUCAAAUCAGUGCUAAAAUCAUCAGUUAACAAGUUCAUAUGUAAUUUGUCAAGGAAAUUCCUCAUUAUACUCUAAAUGAAUUAAACGAUAAUUUUUGUUUGGAUCAAAUUAAUAAUCUUCAAUGAUAGUAUCGAUUAACUGUUCAUCAUUUUAGACUGAAGAACCCAGAUAGUGUUUUGACAAAGCAAGGGACCAAAUAUGUACAUGUAUAACAUGGCAUCACCUUCUAUUACAUACUUCAUCACAAUUCUUAUCAUUACAUUCUAUAAACUCAUCUUCGACUGUAGCUGACUUCAGUUUCAAGUUUUUUCCUCUCUUGGUUAAGUUUGUCGGUGAUCAAUAUUAAGGUAAAUAAUUUCUUGUCUCAGUAUAUUUAUACCUAAUUGGAAAAUAGCUUUCAUUAUUUCUAUUUAUUUAUUUAUUUUGGACAAUACCACACUGAAUAGUUGUCGUGUGUCAUAUUGUUUCUGUUUUGCCAGUUCUGACUGGAAACCUUACAUUUUGUCCUAAGUCAUGUUAAAAUGUUUUUCUGAUGUUUUACCAUGAAGGAAGUUUAUAUAUAUUCAAGAAUUCGGAAAUAGUGUUCUAGUUGAUGUAGUAGUUUUUAUUCAGUUUCGACACUGAGAAUUAUUUACAAGUAAAAAAUCUUUGAGAUGUAGUGUGUGAGAAUAGAUUUUUCUCAGUCUAAUAAGAUUUUGUUACAGAAUUUCAAGCCUUGACUGAGAUAAAUUAUCUUGAACACCUACAGGUAACAGAUUCUGUUUCUUAGUACAGGUUACAGAUUCUGUUUCUCAGUACAGGUAACAGAUUCUGUUUCUCUGAACAGAUAACCGAUUCUGUUUCUCUCUUGUUAAAAAUCCAAUAUUGCAUUUAAUUUGUAUUUAAAAUUAGUUGUAUUUAUUUAUAGUCAAGUUGACACAUCACACACAAAAUAUGUGAUAUAAUUGUCUGCAGCAAUUCCUUAAUCUCGUAUCCAGAUAUGUUUUUCUCGCAUCAUUCACAGAUUUGUCUCCAGUCUUACCUGUUCAAGAUUUCUCGGCCAUCCAUCUAUGCUGUGAUAUCUCUGUCAACCCCAGAGUAUGACAGAUUAUACAUUGUUGCAAAUAUAUAAUGACAUCACAGCAAUUACACAAUGACAAUCACUUCAUGUCAACAUGGUAUUGCAUUGUAAUGGUUUUCAAAUAUCUGAACACUGGAUCCUGUGUAAAUAAAAUGAUAUGAUGUGAGAAAAAAAUAAUUAUCCCCGACCUUGAGGACGUGACAGAGAACUCUCCAGCCCUCGGGAUGAUAUUCUUUAUUGUCUAACCCUAGGCAAAGAGCCUCUGGUCAGACAACAAAGAAUAUCGUCCCCCGGGAUGGAGAUUUCUCUAUCACACCCUCAAGGUAGGGGAAGAUUCCAUUAAUCCUAAGUCUGCAUUUGAAAUUAACAUAAUUAUAUAAUUGUUGGUGUUGUCUUUACAAUGACAUUUUAAUGUAAGUUUCUACCAAAGUAAGGAUCCAAAUUGAAGAUAUUUACUGUCUAUGUGCAACAUAUACAUCACUAUUAAGUUUUAUGUUUAUGGUUAAAAGAAAAAAAAUGAUGAAUUCCAUUUUAACCCAGUUUCCUUAGGCUGGUAAUUCUAGGUACAUAUAACCAAUGAGAAAAAAUUACUAUCAACUUAAAUUCAUCAGUCUUGUUGGUCGGGAUGGAAGCACCCAAGGUUCCUUAUGGUGGGUGGAUGUAUGAGUUACCGGAGAAAACUCACAUUGGUGGACAGGUGACAAUCAUACAUUUUCAUGUCGGAUCGGAGAAUCCCAUUAUGGUAUUGUAAUAUUGUAAUAUUCAGUGGUGAAGAAUUAAGAAUCAACAAGACAUCCUACUAGUCCCGGCAGUUUGUUAACAUACUGUGUCUCAGUUUUAUCAAAAUUCAAUAACUAAAAAAAAAAUUCCAUAAUCUCAGUUUUAUCAAUAUUCAAUAACUUAAAAAAAAUUCCAUAAUUCAAAAUUAACCAUAGCAUUACAGAAUCGGAGGAAGGCUCCUUAACUAGGUUUUUUCCUUAAAUUGUGUAAAUGCUUUCUCAUGGAAAAUCUUAAGUUAAUGGAUGUUGGUGAAAUGGGAACAGGAGAAUUAACAUAUUGUCUGUAGGAACAAGUAUCUGCUAUGGUAUUGCACUGAGUCGGCCUGUAAAUGUUCUUGUUAUGCAAAUAAGUCUACAUGUCGCAAAGAUCCUAAUUGUGAUGCUUUUGUGAUGCUGUUAAGUUAAAUUUGUAAUGUGGUGUUAAAUAUAUAUUGUAAAUGCUGUUUGACAGUGCGGAAAAUGGUCGUGGUCACAUGUUCUGAAUUUGAAUUCCUCCAUGUUAAAAUGUUAACCUAUCCAUAUAAAGUGCUGUGAUGUCAUGAGAUGCCAUCUCCUGUUUCCUGGAGCCGAGAGCUUGUAAAAUAAGUUUGAAAGUUGUGCAUGCUAUAUCAGUGUAAAGUGUCAUUGACUAAAAUGAUUCAUUAACAAGUUUGUGGAGAUAUUGUACCGGCAUAUAAAAAUGUUUUAGCAUUUCUGUUUUGCUAAUGUAAUGCAUGUAUAAGAUAUCUAUUACUUGUGUCGGAGGCUGUAGAGUCUGGUGUGUUACCUAUAAACAGAUCAUUUAGCUCUUCCUCUAGUCGAAAACACAAGAGCAAAAACAAAAUAGAUAGAACAUUACAAAACAGAUAGAACAUUUUCUAAUCGAUUACCAGGUCUUCCAGUAGUUAAGGGUAUGUUGUUGACUCUCCGAAAUGAGAUUGACUCUUGGGUUUGAAUUGACUUGUCCGUUAUGCAUGCGUCUUGACACUUCAGAUUUCUGAGAAAUGUUGAUUUGACUUAAAAUGGAAUUGUGUAAAAGUCUGGGGUCAACAUCAUGCUCUCUGAUGUCAAGAUUUUGUUAGAUCAAUAUAUUUCUGAAAAUUAUUGAUAGUAUACUGUUUCUUCUAAGCCCUACGUACAAAUGCUGAUAUUUUAUAUAAAGGAAAUAUAAUAUGGUCCUGACCUAAUUGGUAAAUUAGAAACUGGACCCUGACAAAAGGUAUCUGUCUCAGUAUGAAAGAGUUUAGUGCUUUAUAAUGUACUGUGUAUAAUGUAAAUGUAAAAUUUUACUGAAAAGUGCUACACUUGGAGGUUUGAUUGAUGUACAAUGUACAUUGUAACUCAUGUGAGUAUAAUACUAACUGGACUGUGAUGAUCAGUAUCAACAGCCUCUACAGUUUUCUAGUUAAUUCCUCUGUAUCAAAACUACACAAAGAAUUCCAUUGUAUGUAUAUACACAAGCCCUAUUCUACCAGAAAUAGUUUGCCAGCUAUUUUCUCGAAUUUUCCUGUAACUUAAUACAUUAAAUAUAAGGUUUUACCUUCUAUGCUACCCAAUUAGCUAUUAUACCAUUGCUUUCAAAUUUAACUACCUGAAGGCAUGAUAAUGCUACCUGAAAUAUUAUACCUGUGUUUGCAUCGUUACUCAAAAGCUAUCGUUCUAACUGAAAUAUUCCAUUGAUUUCAGAGUCAUCCAUCAUCAAAUAUCCACCAUUGAUUGUACUACACCCGCUGAUAAAGUGUAAUGUAGCGUAGUGAAGUGAAUCAACGAUAGGUAUCCAAUGUUGAGAGUUAUCAGACUUUAUAAUUCCCGAAAUAUCUUAUCAAAUUUAUCUACCUAAACUAGUGUUUUGAAAGUUACCAAACUAAGGCACACGAGAUACUUGAAAUAUUAUACAUAUGCUUUCAAAUGUAUCUACCUUAAGGCUAUAUGCUACCUAAUUUCUGUUUAAAGAGUUAUUUCCCUUUAAUUGACAUAUUUUAAUGAUAUUGAUUGCACAUGUUUAUAAUUCCAACUUGUGCUUAUUGCCCAUACUAUGGAUCAUAUGUGCACAUCUUUAUGAUGUGCAAAGGUAGAUUUAUUUUGUGUGAAUCUAUAAAAAAGUAUGAAAUGUUGUUUUUAAAUUUUCUUUUAUUUUAAAGGUCAUGAUAAUAUAAUCAUUUAUAAAACAAGUUUCAUUCAUUCCUUUUUUGUGGAACUCUUCAAGAGAGGAGAUACAUAUGUCCAAGUACUGUAGGAUCUAUCUGAACUCUGCUGUAUACUUAAUUUCAUCACAUGGCAUUUAUAACCUCUUGUGUUCAUUCAAAGGAUUUUUUUUUUUUAUUUAUGGGUUUUAUUUCGAGACUGCUUUAUCGACACAUAAGUCAUUAACUAAGGUCAAUGUUAUAGAAAAUUCUAUGUACUUUGUAUAAAAUGUUAAGCCAACCUUUAGCACUGAGGGAAAAUAUAUAUGGAGUGGCCAGAACAACAGGUCAGUUUGUGUGGUACGUACUCAGUCUGGAUUUGCUGUUUGUAUUGCUGGGCUAUCAGAAUCUGAAGUAGAUAUGUUUUUGUUUAUAGAUACAUUUACUCUUAAAUGAUCAUAAAAUUUACUAUUUUGAGAAAUAUUUAGGUGAUGAAUUUGAUGAAAAUUUGGAAGAUAAUCCAUCCAGAACUGUACGAGUAACAGGGAUUCCAGCAUUUUCAGGCAUGCUCUUCAAACAAUUUCACUAGUUUAGAUGUAGAAUAGUCCUAACACCAAAAAAAAUUCACAUCAGUUUAUUUAUUAAUAAAUACACUAAUUUGUAUUAAAUCUGGUAGGUCAGUAACAAUUUAGGACACCAAUAACUAAUUUAAUUAAUACAUUUAUAUUUUACCUGGUCAUAAGCUGGACUGAAAGCGAAUUACCUCCCCUUACUUAUCACAAGAAUAGAAGUGAAACUACAUUUAUUGCGAAAUACUACAUGGGUAUUCACCUGUAAACUUCAUGGAAUAUUACCUGUCCAUGUAAUUUUAUGAAAGACAAUCCAUACCCGAUAUAUUGUGGACAUUAAGUUGGACAGUAAAUAAGGAAUGUUUUCAGUAAUUCUUUCUGUAAAAAAGAUAAAUAAAUAAGUCAUAAAAUGGUAUUUUUAGAUACAAAAUUUGGAAAUGAUACAUACUAAUACACCUCUCUACUAGUAUAUUAGAAUUGAAAUCUUUAAACAAUAGUUUUCUAAUAAAUAACUUUUAGAAAAUCGAUAUUUGCAUUCAUGUAUCAUAACUUUGUAAUUGAUACUUUGUAAAACAUUAAUUAAUUAUAACUAGUCCAAAAGAAAUAUAUUUUGUGUAUUUCUCACGGUUUAGGAAUGAAAGUGCCACAGUAAUAACAACUUAUAUCAUUUAGUCUACCAGUACCUUUAGAAAUUGCCAGAUAUUUCAUUGAUAGUAUUGAUAAUGAUAUGUAAUUAAUGUUUAACUGAUAUUUUGUGAAAGUAUGUUGCUUUAUCUUGCUUCAAAGUACUGAAUGAGUGUUAAAGUUAUAUACAACCUGUCAUCGAUGUACUAUUGUUUUUACUGUUGCUGUCCAUCAGACAUGCCACAAUUUGUCCACAUCUUUCCACUCUAAAAUUAGCUCAAUCACCAAUAGAAAUUAGAAGAAUAAUUAGAAAAGAAUCCAUGUAUUGAAAGUUGUUUUUGAAAUCUAAAACACAUUUUAAGAAAGCAUACAGAAUGCAGAAUUCACAAAUUUGUCCAAAAAAAAUUGUUCAACUGCAUUGAUUGGCAUCAUAAUGGUUGAGGUACAGUUUGCUUUGUAUUUCCAACUUUUUUUUCUGUAAAAGCAAAAAAAAAACCCCAAAAAAAACCAGACUACUGAUCAGAAUUUUUUAGAUUAGCUAUAUCUGUAAUUUCGUAUUUUCGUCAUCAGAAAAUGUUUUUCUUGAAUUACACCGUUUCAAUGUAAUUUUUUCUGAUUUUCUGUGUGUGAUAAUUCUGUAACUGGUCUACAAGUUAAAUCACAGUCUAAGACUACAGAGAGCUCUACUUGACUGAUCUAAAGAGUCUGUUUUUGUUUGGUUCGGUUUAUUGUUCCAGUCAGGGUCGUUUAGGGAUAAGUUCACCUUGUAGUACCUGGCGGCUGAACAACGUACGGGAGGCCUGUCACUUGCUAUUUAGAUCAAUAAGGUUCAAGUGUCGUGCAGAAUGACACAGCCACGACACGAUGGUCUUUGAUCAUAAUUUAUUCCUGUAUCUCAUAGAAUUUUCAGAAAAUGUAUACAAAGUUUCUCCUGUCCUCUACAACAAAACAAAACAAAUCCCUGAGACAUUAAAGAUGGUCCUUGAGGUUUGAUAUAGUAUCUGUUUUUGUAAUAUUGCACAAUCAGAGAAGUUGACAUUUGUAAAUACAGAAACUUUGCCAAUACACAUCCAGUACAUACCCAUUCACACCUUUGAAGGUAUCGGUUAAUUGUAAGUGACUGAGGAACUUCAGUUAAAGUAGAUCUUUAUUAUAAAUCACCUUAAUAUAACCGUUGGAUAGACAUAUCAUCAAAAGCAGUUUCAUAAUAAUGAAGGAGCUGAAAAAAACAUAAACGUUAUUCGAUAAACAAAAGAAAUGACAUUAAUUAAAGGUGUGGACAAAUUGUGUUAUGGAAGUAGUUAUGAAAAAUGUUGAAUUUAUAAAAUUGCCUUAUGUACUGAUCUUCCUCAAGUGACCUGAAUAUGUGCUAUUUUUCCUCAUGCAUAUUCAUAAUUUGUGUGUGUGUCGAUUGUAUGUGUGCUAUUUUUCCUCAUGCAUAUUCAUAAUUUGAAUGUGUCAUUUGUAUGGUAUGUGUGUGUGGUUCGUUUUCAAGUCAAAAUUUCAUUUGUAAACAAAUGUGGGCUUGUUAUUAUACUAUCAUAAUCAAUAUUUAUUGGAAUUCAUGAAUGUUUUCGUUGAAAUACGUAUGCAUGAGACAAUAUUUGAGGUUAAUGAAUUAUAAUGAUUUAUGUAUUGUACAAUGCAUUUUUUCCACAAAUUUAUUUAAGUUUUUGGUCUGUGUUUCCUGUAAUUAAUUGUGACGUAGCUUUUUAUACCUAUGAUAUAAGCUGUCUUCUUCAGCAGUGGCAUGCCAUUUUUAUCUGAACACCCCUUUAACCAAUAAUGAACUGGUCUAUAAACCAGGGUGCUCAUUAUUGUGUACGGGGUUGGUUAUUUCAAUUUGCUUAAAUUAGGUGUGGAAAUAUAUCCUUUGAGCUGCAGCCUUAUAUUAUAUAUGUUUAUAUAUGUAUCCACAAUUUGUGUAAAUUAUAUUAAGAUCCCAUGGGUUGACCUGAGAACUGUGAUGUAUAAGAUUUAGUCAGUCAUAACAAAUUUUUAGUGCUUUGUUUUUGUUCAUCAUACCAUUCUGUAAAAUCACCAUUUAAGUUAUUUAUUUUACUUCGAAGCUGCUCAUCUAUAUAGAAUAUUUGUCAUGUUUGUUUAGUUUAAGUUCAUCAUUUACUGUACUAUGUCACAUAGACAAGAUAAAUUGUAGUUCGACAGUCUAUCUGAUAAAACCUAUAUGUAUUCUCAUUCCUCAUAAAAGUAACUAUUUAUAAACACAAGACAUUUUGAUUUGCAUGUUUAUGUAAAAAUAUGUAUAUGUGUAUUUAUUAAUUAAAGAAGCUCAUCCCAUGCAUAUAUGAUUUUCAAUACAUGUAUUAAAUGUUGAUGUAUUUUAAGUCUUUAGUUGAUAGAAAACUGCCAGAUGCUAUUUAAUAUGAUUUUACAUUUUUUAGGAUCUCAAUUUUAGUUAAUAUAAAUAGUAAUAUUGUUAUUUGAAGGGAGUUAGCCUUAAACCUUCUCCUUGAUCACAGAGGACAGACUCAUUGAUACAAGGCCAUAGAAAUAGUUAAAUUUGUCUAAUCCCUGUGCCCUGUACACCAUGAUCACAGGGGCUGGUUACAGCAGAUAUGAUCUUAUGAUGGAAGUAUAUCGGUAAUCAAUCUGCCGCUGUCUUUUGCAGUUGAGUAAAAAUACAAUUCAACUGUCAUGUUAUAAGCCCACCCUCCCCUUGUUGGAAAUUAUAUAUUUGACCCAGUAUACCCCCAGGACUUGAUAACAGCAUAAACACAGCAUCUGUAUAACAUGUAAGCUCACACCUUAUGUGUCCAGAACCGUAAUUAGUAAAAUGCUGUUACCCCUUUAUAGAUAGCUAGUGUUUAACUUGUUCAGCAGUUUAGAAUUUAAAGUUGUUUUUGUUUCAAUGAUCCCACUACAUAUUUUACACCAUUAUAAAGCUGUUAAAGGAUGUUAUAGGGGCACAUCUGAUCACACAGAUCCAGUAAAAACAGUGUUUUCACUUUAUAGAUGCAGUGUGUUCCCCUCUACUCUCACAGGGGUCUGACUCAUCACUGUAGGAAUAAUAUACAAUAUAUGUACCUGAUAUACUAUUAUAAUUUUUCUACAAAGUCUGACCCCUGUGUUUACUCUCUUAUUUUAGAAUAACAGUUUUGAUUUCACAUCACAUCAAAAGUCAAGAAUGAAAUGCUGCCUUUUCUUUGAAAUCAAUCAUAGAGGUCAAAGUUCAUGAGUGAAAAAAUAAAGCUUGCUUCAUAUGAGGUCAAAGGUCAAGUAUUAGAUGAGGGUUGAUUUUGUAGGUAUGAGAUGUAAAAUUUUGUGGCUGUGUUCUGUGAAUCAUUACAGUAUACAUUCUUGCAAGUUGUUGCUUUAUAAUUGAUGGAUAAAUUAUUAUUAAUAAAAUUUAUCAUGACA